Messenger RNA from Aspergillus novofumigatus IBT 16806, 1399 nucleotides. RefSeq names its product putative Hsc70 cochaperone (SGT). Gene Ontology annotation, molecular function: molecular adaptor activity; protein binding. The record is from RefSeq and is a predicted model, not a curated record. Lineage: Eukaryota; Fungi; Ascomycota; Eurotiomycetes; Eurotiales; Aspergillaceae. The transcript has 3 exons. Gene Ontology annotation, biological process: post-translational protein targeting to endoplasmic reticulum membrane. Gene Ontology annotation, cellular component: TRC complex; membrane. The coding region runs from base 90 to 1145 and encodes 351 amino acids.
CUUGCUUAUCUGUCUUUUAUUUUUUUUUUUGACUUUUGACACAAUCCGACCUUUUGGUGUGAUAUUCAGCCAGUUCACAAAAUGGUAAGAUGGCUCCCACCGAGUCUCAGAAGCGCCUGUCGCUUGCGAUUAUUGACUUUUUAGACUCCAGCCUGAAGGAUGGCACUCUGACUGCGGAUGACGCUGAAUCCAUUGAGAUCGCUCAAUCGUGCAUUGCGGACACUUUCAAGGUCGACCCCUCCGAUGAGGCCGCCGUCAAGGACGCUCUUGGCGGACAAUCUCUGGCGAGCAUCUUCAGCGUCUACGAGAAGCUCCGUAAGAAGCCUUCGACAGAACCCGCCGGUGCCGGCGCGCAAGCCCAGAGCACAGAGGCCCAGCAGCCCAAGGCUGGUGCACCCACACCCGAAUCCGACAAGUUGAAAUCGGAGGGAAAUGCAGCCAUGGCCCGCAAGGAAUACAGCAAGGCGAUCGAUCUUUACACUCAGGCCCUGUCCAUCGCCCCCGCGAACCCGAUUUAUCUCUCCAACCGUGCUGCUGCCUACUCAGCCUCCGGUCAACACGAGAAAGCUGCGGAGGAUGCGGAACUCGCCACUGUUGUGGAUCCCAAGUAUUCCAAGGCCUGGAGUCGGCUCGGUCUUGCGCGGUUCGAUAUGGCAGACUACAAGGGAGCAAAAGAAGCCUACGAAAAGGGUAUUGAGGCGGAAGGUAACGGAGGUAGCGAUGCAAUGAAGAGAGGUCUGGAAACCACCAAGCGGAAGAUCGAAGAGGCCAGCCGUGGUGCCGAGCCUCCUGCCGACGAUGUCGACGAUGCCGCUGGAGCAUCGCGCGGUGCUGGUGGAAUGCCUGAUCUUUCCUCUCUCGCCAGCAUGCUCGGUGGCAGAGGUGGCGGCGGCGGCGGCGGUGGUGGUAUGCCCGACCUUAGCUCUAUCAUGAGCAACCCCAUGUUCGCGAGCAUGGCCCAGAACUUGAUGAGCAACCCGGACAUGCUGAACAACCUCAUGAGCAACCCUCAGUUGAGGCAGAUGGCCGAGAACUUCGGAAGCGGCGGUGGAAUGCCUGACAUGUCUAGCCUGAUGAGCGACCCAAGCCUUGCGGAGAUGGCAAGGAACAUGAUGGGCGGUGCCGGGCGUGGAGGUCAGCAGUAAACCAGGAGUUACCCUCAGUUGCAUCAAAGUCCCCCUUUUCUAACCAGCUACGAUAUAUUACCUCUGAAUAUAUCUAAAAGAUAUCCACCUUCUCUGGCUUCACCCACCUGUGGAUUAUUGAAUACGGGCCAUACCAGCUUGGUCAUGACUUUUGCAAACGGAUAGAAGCUAUAAUCGCUAAAUGAUAUCCAAUCUCGCCAAAACACGGAGUAGUCAGUUAUAUUCGUCACUGAAUUAGAUAUAUGUUUACCCUG